Molecule: messenger RNA, 1753 nt
Organism: Schistosoma spindalis
Lineage: Eukaryota; Metazoa; Platyhelminthes; Trematoda; Strigeidida; Schistosomatidae
Source: the annotation of a GenBank genome assembly
CCAAAUAUAUAUGCGCCACACAAAUCUAAUGGUUUGUGUGAGGGCUGUAAUACUGCCCGGGUGCCUAAACCGAAGCAGGGAGAGUGAGAAUGUAACUCAAUAAAUAAAUGUUCUAUCGUUUACUAACUUCAACUAUACCUACCAAAUUGGAGAGGAUUUGAUAGUAAUAAUAUCAGAGUAAUAAUUGAGCUGAAACAAGCUAUACAUGAUCUCAGACAAACAACUGCGCUAUCGAUGAGAAUGCUGACCGUAUAUACACUGAAAAAGUCAAGAAUGUUCAACUACUAAAUAACAUAACACAGAAAAAUUGAGUCACAUUUUUACGUAUUUUGUGUUCUCUAUCUCAUCAAAUCCUCAUUGCUAUGUAUUUAAUACCCCCUGGUAUUAAUGAUUGUGUUCAAAUAAAUAAAACAAAUAAUUCCAUUAUAUAGUUCGUGCUGUUUUCUUAAUCCUUGUUUCUUUAUUCAGAGAAUUGUGCAUUCAUGACGGGAACAGUGGAAGCUGGGAAUAAUGAGUCGGAUGAAUCUGUUGAGGCAUGGUGGGAGAGUUUUUUAAAGCAAAAGCUUGCUGAUGACGAGUUAGAUGUAGAGCUCCGGUCUGCAUGGGAGAACUGUGUUCAGAGACGAGCUAAAUUUGCUCAAGAAGUCAAACGAAUAAUGGAGUUAUAUCAACCAAUAGAGAAGUUACUUAACUCUACACUUAAAUCCGAUCGUGAACAACGAGGUCAAAGUCUCUAUAGAGAAUGGGGUAAAAUACGUCGAAAAGAAUGCCUUCUAGCUUAUUACGAUAAUGACACAUUUCGAGCUACUUAUACUAGACAACGUUAUAUAAAUAGUUCUACAAGUUUCCUUCAGGCUUUAGUCUAUCGAAUUAUACCGGAAAAUCCAGAUGUUGAAAUUUAUUUACGAGAUCAUGUUAGUCGUAUAAUUAGUAUUGGUGUUGGUCCCGGUCCAGAUAUAGCUGCCUAUUUGGCAUAUGCACGUUGUCGUGGCUUCACUCAACGUAUUGUUUAUUUUGCCAUUGAUCAAUGUGCUGGAUGGGGCAAUUAUCUAGCUGCUUUUGAUCGUCAAUGGUCAUCUGAAUAUCAAGUGUCUGUUUGGUUUAAAAGUUCACGUUUUAAUAAUCGGGAUGAUGUAGAGACACUACCAGAUGCAGACAUGGUAGUAUUUAGUUUUGCUAAUACAGCUCUUAUGGCUAGUACUAUUUGGCCGUUGUUACAACAGCGUUAUCGAUUCAUCAUUGUUUUAGAUGGAAUUAAAGAGGUUGUUGUUGAUAGUUUCUUGAAUGCUGGAUAUAAAGAUAUUACUCUUACUGAACGAACAAAAGUAUAUUAUCAUUUUAAUGGAAUCUUUUCAAUUGAUUCAUCUACAACAUCAGAUCAUGUUGUAUACAAUUAAAUUGUAUUCUUCUUUCUUUCUUCUUUCUAUUUUUUUUGUUUGUUUACUUUUGUUUUUCUUUUUCUUUUUUCUACAAUUUCUCAUUGCUUUUAUACACAUUAUUUUGUAUGAUAGUUUUAAAUGGAACAACUGCCUUUAUUUUUUCUUUUAUGAAAUUUCAUUGUUCUCUCCUCUUUUGUUUUGUUUUUCUUCUAUCAAUUUGAUAUUUCUACAUUUGUCAUCGUCAAGAUGUGGAAAUCUUAACGAUGGUCAAUAUUUUGCAUAAAAUAAACAUUGUCGUACACAUUUAUAUUUUGAUUCUAUAACUUUAUAUAUAUAUAUAUAUAUAUAUAUAUAUAUAUAUAUAUAUAUAUAUA